Messenger RNA from Camellia sinensis, 1044 nucleotides. RefSeq names its product sulfhydryl oxidase 2. The record is from RefSeq and is a predicted model, not a curated record. NCBI's taxonomy places the organism in Eukaryota, Viridiplantae, Streptophyta, Magnoliopsida, Ericales, Theaceae. Gene Ontology annotation, molecular function: flavin-dependent sulfhydryl oxidase activity; protein disulfide isomerase activity. Gene Ontology annotation, biological process: protein folding. Gene Ontology annotation, cellular component: Golgi membrane.
GAUGUAUUUGUAAUUUUAAUUUUUUAGAGAGAGAUUGGGUGUGUGCGCGCUAUCUUUUCCCUCGCGCUUGUAAAUAGAAGCACCCGUCAUUUACGUUUUCGGACACUUGUAGAUCAUCGCCCAAGCAGUGCCUUUCUCUCUCUGUCUCUCUCAUAUCGAUCUUAUUCGAUGUCGUGUAUUCUUAUGGUGGCCCUGGCUCUGUUUCUCUUGAUCUUCGGAGCUUUUCCAUCAUCAUCAUGGGCUUCAAUUGAUUCUGGUUCAAUUCUGAGCACUGUUAUCGACAACAACAACAACAACAACAAGGGCGAUCAGCCUGAUUUCGCUGUCGAUUUGAACGCCACGAAUUUCGAUGCUGUUCUGAGGGACACACCAUCUACCCACGCUAUUGUCCAAUUCUCCGCUAACUGGUGCCCAGCUUGCAGAAUGUACAAGCCACAUUACGAAAAGGUAGUGAGGCUUUUCAAUGGACCUGAAGCAGUUCAUCCGGGGAUCAUAUUGAUGACAAGGGUAGACUGUGCAUUGAAGGUAAAUAAGGAACUUUGUGAAAGGUUCUCUGUGGUUCAUUAUCCUAUGCUAUUAUGGGGCCCUUCUUCUAAAUUUGUUGCUGGUGAUUGGAAACCUAGACAAGACAAAAGUGAGAUACUUGCCAUUGAUGAUCGACGGACAGCUGAUCGCUUGCUUAACUGGAUUAACAAGCAAAUGGGCAGCUCAUUUGGCUUGGCUGAUGCUGUCGGUUUUGAUGAAGGAUUGGAGUUGGAAAAUGGUAGUGCGGUGUCAUCUGGGUAAACAUGGGUACAUUUUCGUACAUAUACAUACAUGCAUUGGGAUCUCAAACAUAGAAGUUGUUUCGUUAGUUUAAUUCGGGCAAUAAAAUUUUACUCCGUAAGUGUACCAUUUUAUUUUUUUGAUAUUUCUGAGGGUGUUGAUGGCGUUGGUGGAAUUUCAUUGUUUAAACGUUAGACUGUGAAAUUUUACUAUGUAAACGUACUUACAUUGUUGUGAUAAAUUUCUCCUUAAAUAUUUGGUGAUAGUGCGUGGUGAUUA